AUGGAGAGUAUGCGUCCCCGAGAUCUGACCCUUGAGUAUGUGGUUGGAAGAUUGACCGAAGAAGCAGAAAGAAGGUCAGACAGACAGGCUGAACUCCAAGAGCGGAGGAGUUACAGCCGAGGGGGCCAGCAGCAGAAUCUGCCAAUGGGGCAACGCCAAGUUUGGGACUUGGGCAUGGCGGUGAGGAGAUGCUAUAGAUGCAGCCAAGCCGGGCAUCUCCAAUGUCAAUGCAGGGCAAGACCUCCAGGAGACGACAUGGAGCAGAGACAGCAAUUGAUGCAGAAAUGUAAGCAGAAGGGGUUCUCUUCAGGGAAGAAGAACACGCAUUCUGCUCAUCUUGUGUCAGCAUUUUCUCAAGAGGAGAGGAAGAUACCUCGAGGAACAUGGUUGCUGGACUCUGGUAGCAGCAGGAUUAUCUGCAACAGUAGGAAGGACUUUAAGACCCUGGGGAAGCCAGCUGAUGGAAAAGACUCAAUCUAUCUUGCUGAUGGUCGUAGAAGCAAGAUUGAUGGCCAGGGAACAUGUUUCCUGCAGUGCUUCAACACUACUCUACCAGAGACUCUGUUUGUCAGCAGUUUGGACUAUUGUUUACUGUCUGUAAGCUGUUUGAUUAAUGCAGGGUAUAGUGUUAAGUUCACGCAGGAUGGUUGUCUGAUAAAGAAUGGAACUCAGGUAUGUGGCCAUGCAAAGUUGGAAAAUGGGUUAUAUGUAAUGCAGGACAAGCCUGUUAAAGCAGCCCAGGUGGUUCAGGAUAAUUUGCCAGUUCAUAAGGGGUGUGUACAUGAACUGCACAGAAAACUGGGUCACGCCAAUUUCCAUGUGCUUUCAGAGAUGCAAAAGGUGUGCAAGAACCUAAAAGUAAAUAGCUGUAACUGUUUCCUAGAUUGCAAUGUAUGUAAAAUGGCCAAAUCUAAGAGGAAGCCUAUGGCUUCUAAAAGUGACAGAGUAUCUAAAGAGGUUUUACAACUUGUCCAUUGUGACGUGAUAGGCCCUUUUCCACAGAAGACUGAAGGGGGCGCCAGAUAUGCUUUUCUGGUAACAGAUGAUAAAUCACGUUUUAGUUGGUUGUUUUUGUUAAAGCAGAAAUCGGAGUGUUUCCCCACAUUCAGAGAAUGGGUUGCCCAAGCUGAAAAGCUCUUUGCUCGCCCUGUUGUGCAGUUGCAAACAGAUAGGGGUGGAGAUUUUCUGAACAAACAAUUUGGAGCAUGGUUGCGACGUAAGGGGAUCACUCACCGUUUGACUAACCCUUAUACCCCUGCUGAAAAUGAUCUGUGUGAAAGACGUGGGGCUGUAAUACAGUCAGUAAAGGAUUGCCUGCUAGUGGAUGCAGGAUUGGGUAACAACCAUAGGCUGUGGGGUGAGGCUUUCCUUACAGCAAACGUUUUGAUUAAUAGAACCUGGUCUAGCUCUAUAAAAGAUAUUCCUUAUUGUGUGUUGUUUGGGAAAGAACCAGAGUGGACAAUGCUCCAUAACUGGGGUUCUUGGGCACAUGUAAAUAUUCCCAAAGCUCAGCGCCAGAAAGGGGGCGCUAGAGUGCAGAGACUGCGGUUUGUGGGAUAUCAGCCCUAUGGCAAAGGGUGGCAUUUCAAUUUACGCCCAGAACGCGUGGUUCUGUCAUGA
Podarcis lilfordi (Lilford's wall lizard) is the source of this 1620-nucleotide messenger RNA. NCBI's taxonomy places the organism in Eukaryota, Metazoa, Chordata, Lepidosauria, Squamata, Lacertidae. The record is from the annotation of a GenBank genome assembly.